Messenger RNA from Euleptes europaea (tarantolino), 969 nucleotides. Its product is annotated as OX-2 membrane glycoprotein-like. Gene Ontology annotation, molecular function: cell-cell adhesion mediator activity. Bases 1 to 969 code for a protein of 322 amino acids. The record is from RefSeq and is a predicted model, not a curated record. Lineage: Eukaryota; Metazoa; Chordata; Lepidosauria; Squamata; Sphaerodactylidae. The transcript has 7 exons.
AUGGGGACUUUCAAGAAAGAGCCAGCCUACACAAGCAUGUCAGUUGGGUCAAGACUUGUUGAUGAAGGUGUGAACUAUUGCCAUAAAAAAGUAUUGGUUUCGCUUUUAUUUGAUAGUUCUGUUGCUUUGGAUCUGAGAUGCUGGAAGCAGCAGUUGCUCUCGGACACAAUCCCUUUCCCUCAUUGCAGUAACAUGCAUCCCGUGGUAAAGGAAGGUCUUUGUUCUCUGUGGACUUUCCAUGGCUUGACCAUGGCCAUCAUCUCAAUAAUGCUUUGCAGGGUACAAGGUGCCAUUGUGACAGAGGAUAAAGAAGUGGAGCUGGGGGGCAACGUGACCUUGAGAUGUAUCCUAACAGGGUCUCUUGAACUAGUUCAGGCUUCAUGGAAGAAACAAAUUAAUGGGAGCUCUAUAAAUAUUGCAGCAAUGAGCAAGAACAAUACGCAUACAAAUGAUUAUAUUGCCGAAGAAUACAAGCAUCGACUCACCUUCACAAGUUUUGAACUCAAUGAUACUGCCAUCACCAUUUGGAAUGUUAGCAUCUCAGAAAGUAGCUGCUAUGAAUGUAUAUUUAACAUAUUUCCCUCAGGACCCAUCUCAAAUAAAACCUGCCUUCUUGUAUAUGAUUUCCAUGCAUUUCUACACCAUCACAUUUCUGAUGGACUUCUGAAUGCCACAUGCACAGCAACUGGUUUUCCACCACCCGCCAUCUCCUGGGUUGGACCAACAGAUAAAAGGAAUGAACAGAAGAUCAAAAAUUCUAACGGCACAGUGUCUAUUAUCAGUAACAUACUCAUACAUAGCUCAAGUGGCCAUUAUGGGCAAGAACUGAUCUGCAAAGUCAGAUACAGAAGGCAAGAGAUAGUCUACAAUGUGCCCAGGAGAGAAAAAGCUGUUGAAGUGCUAGUGGGCACUGGGAGUUGGGGAUGGGAUAUCUUCUGCCUCCAGUGGCAAAUGGCAAGCCUAGGCUGA